AUGAUGCUUCCAACUCCCAAACUCAACCAGCUAUUCGUCACCAUCUCCCCCAUCCCAGGCGGCCAAAUCACCCUCCCAGAACAAUACUUCGUCCACCCGGCCGACAAGACCGCCCGGCACACCGUCCCCUCUCUAUCCUUCCUCAUCACCCACCCGGGCUCCACUAACUCUCCCCCCCGACGAGUCUUAUUCGACCUCGGUCUCCGGUCCUCUCUAACCUCCUACUCAGAACCCCAGCAACACCACCUCCUGAACAGAAAACCCUACACCCUUGGUCCAGGCGUCGCCUCACUCCUGCGAUCCGGCGGCAUCGACCCCGCCGAUAUAGAUACCAUAAUCCUAAGCCACGUGCACUACGACCACCACGGCGAUCCGUCGCAUUUUCCUGGGGCGCAUGGAGCGAGUCAUCAGCAUUUCUCUGCGGACCUCUUGCCGUCUGUUCGGACUCUAGAGUUACCUCCCAUCGGUGAAUCCACAGCCGAGUAUCAGUGGGAAUCCCUCGGUCCAUUCGACUCGAUUGAUAUCUUCGGUGAUGGGUCGAUCUUCGUGCUCAAUUCCCCGGGCCAUCUGCCCGGACACAUCAACCUGCUGUGUCGCUUGUCGGCGGAGAGAUGGGUGUGUCUUUGUGGCGACGCGUAUCAUGACCGAAGACUGUUGACGGGCGAGAGGAGUAUUGCGUUUUGGACAGGGAGGGGGGGUGCAGUGUGUUGUAUCCACCAGGAUCCGGAUGCUGCGAGAAAGGCGCUGGGACAACUGAGGGAGCUUGGGAGGAUGGGAAAUGUGGAGAUGAUUGGUGCUCAUGAUAAGGGCUGGUUGGAGGAGAACAAGGCGAGGAUCUGGCCUGGUUGUUUAUAA
Molecule: messenger RNA, 855 nt
Organism: Penicillium maclennaniae
Lineage: Eukaryota; Fungi; Ascomycota; Eurotiomycetes; Eurotiales; Aspergillaceae
Product: MBL fold metallo-hydrolase
Exons: 2
Coding region: 1-855 (284 amino acids)
Source: RefSeq, a predicted model, not a curated record